Messenger RNA from Topomyia yanbarensis, 1602 nucleotides. RefSeq lists its product as uncharacterized. The coding region runs from base 1 to 1602 and encodes 533 amino acids. NCBI's taxonomy places the organism in Eukaryota, Metazoa, Arthropoda, Insecta, Diptera, Culicidae. The transcript has 4 exons. The record is from RefSeq and is a predicted model, not a curated record. Gene Ontology annotation, molecular function: nucleic acid binding.
AUGACGUUUUGGACAGAUUCCACCAUUGUUCUUCACUGGAUAACUUCCCCACCUUCUACAUGGAAGGUAUUCGUGUCAAACCGCAUCGCAGAAAUUCAACGGCUUACUAAGAACUUCCAGUGGCGUCACAUCCCUACCACAGACAAUUCAGCAGAUCGAAUAUCAAGAGGAGCAGAGCCCCAGCAGCUACUGCAGGGUAUUCUUUGGUGGAGUGGACCACCUUGCCUGUUACUUUCAGCGGAAGAUUGGCCAGAUUCAAUUUUCGCAUUGUCACCAUCUAUGAUUGAGCAGCAAGAACUUGCUCCACUGCUGAGGAUUACAGCUUACUGCAAGCGGUUCGCAUUUAACUGUAGAGCUGCCAAACAAGAUCGUAAUUCAGGAAAGAUAACGCUACACGAAUACGAUAAUGCUCUAAAAUCGCUCAUCAGCCUAUCGCAACAAACUGCCUUCAGCGUGGAGCUGCAAUACUUGCGUUGUCAAGAUGGAGGCAAACGUUCACUAAGGGAUGCUCAAUUUAAGUCUCCCAUCAAGAACCUCGAUUUGAUGUUUGAUUCAAUUGGUCUACUUCGCAUCCAUGGACGUCUUUCGGAGCUACCAGGAUCCUACGAUAGUCGUUUCCCGAUGGUCUUAGCGGCUGAUCAUCAUCUCUCAAAAUUGAUUGCAAGAUCGAUCCAUCAUCAAACACUUCAUGCCGGACCUACGCAACUACUCGCGACAAUCAGGCAGCGCUUCUGGCCAGUUAGUGGCAGGGACCUUGCUCGAAGGACAGUCCACCAUUGCGUGACGUGUUUCCGUUGUUGUCCAAAAGGGCGCUUCGGUAAAAGUCGGGGUCGCAGUGUACGUUUGUUCGCCGUAAAAGCCGUGGUGCUAGACAUCGUCGCCGGGUUGUCAGCAGCCGCGUGUGUCAAUUCGCUUAGACGCUUCGUCAGUCGAAUCGGUCGCGUUCGCGUAAUACACUGCGAUAACAGCACCUCGUUUUUCGGCGCGUUUCGCGAAGUUAAGGAGAUGCGACAACAAUUCAUCGAACAGCUGAAAUCCAGUCAUUGGGCGAACGAGUGCUUGGAGAAAGGCAUUGAAUUCCAGUUUAUUCCCCCGCGAGCACCGCACUUCGGCGGGCUAUGGGGAGCGGCAGUGAAGGCGUUUAAGCACCAUCUAUACCGCAUCAUGGGGUCUUCACCGUAUCACUUGGACGAUCUACGCACAGCCGUCGCUCAGGCCGAGGGCAUCUUGAACUCUCGACCCUUAACACCGCUAUCCAAUAAUCCAGAAGAUCUAUCCGUGCUCACUCCAGCUCACUUUAUUCUGGAGUACAUCAGCCUUUUGCACCAACGGCCAGCCAAGUGGCGGAAAUCUCCUACCGAGUUCAAAAUUGGUUCGAUGAUUAUUCUGGAAAAGGACAACACUCCUCUCCAACAAUGGCCUCUCGGGCGCAUUGUGGCUGUCUAUCCGAACAAGGAUGGAAUCGUGCGGGUUGUAGACGUGCGAACGCAAGCUGGCAUUCGUCGUAGAGCCACCACACAGGUUUGCUUGCUGCCCAUUGAGGAACCGCAGAACGAAAACCAUGUUGAUUCCGCGCAGCCGAACAUCGAAGAACUACCUUAG